CUGUAACCUCCCUGACCUGUAAAGACAUCCUCGACUAUGAAUUUAUUUAUAAUAUUUAUUUAUGUAUUGUGCAUGAAAGAUCGAAGAAAGACAUCGUCACAAAACUCACUAUGCUUUUUUUACCUUCCUAAAAAUGAUACGUAUUAAGAAAAUAUCAACACUAAUCUCUAUAAUAUUUCUGGAAAUUCAAUAUUGAAGAUAUAGAUAAAGAUUUAUAAAAUACCUUAAUAAAAUUUAUUAUUUUAUCCACCCAUAGGGUGGAUUUUUAAGACGACGUCUGAGCCGCGGUUUGAAAACUACGGUUUGAGGCCACGGCUUGGGCAGCGAAAUAGAUUGAUAAAACGAUGAUUCAACGAAGUCUGGUGGGACCGCGGUCUCAAGCCGCGGGUCCGAAAAAUCGGUUUGGCGAGUGCGAACAGCGGUCGUCGAGUGUUCUAUAUACACUCUGGGUCUUGCAGCAGAAACCACUACAAAGUUCGCGCCAAAGUAGUGGAUGUACUGCUGAUAUCGAAGAUGGCUCGCUAUGAAAAACACAAAAGGGUGAUUCUGGCAGAAAUUUGCCAAAAAUACCCAGUUUUGACGAAGAAAUCGUACACAGGUGAUGUGAUUAGCGAGAAGAAACAAACCUGGAUUAAAAUAUGCGAAGAAUUUAACGCGUCAAAUCCAGGCAAACCUGCGCGUGAUUGUGGACAACUUCGGAGCCUCUGGAAGCGUUUGAAAGAUGGGGCAAAAAAAGCCCUUGAUGCUUCAAAGAAUGAGGCCAGAGGCACUGGGGGAGGUCCAUCACAAACAAAAUGUAUGGAUGCAGCUGAAGAAAUUGUGGCAGGAAUACUAGGAGCAUCAUUUGAACCAUUAGAAGUGGUGUAUGAUGAUGAUGCCUUUGUAUUCCAGAAAGUUCCUGGAGUACUACAUAUUCCCACCAUUAUUGAAAAUAAUGGUGGGAAUAUAAAUGGCAGUCAGGAGAAAGAUGUCAUGGAAAAAAAUGAUGUUUCCAGUUCUUCUGCCACAUUUUCUAUGCCUGUAACCCAGAAAAAGGCAUCAGAAGUAAAAAAGAAAAAAAAUUAUGAAGAUGAUCUAUUAAAAAUGGCAAAACUGGAGCACAUGGCCAAAAUGGAACAGCAUGCAGUAAAAUUACAAACACUGAAAAUACAGAAAAAAAUAGCCUUUCUAGAAUUUAAAAAACAAAACCGUUAUAAUAUUAAAAGAAAUAAAAAACAUUAAUUUCUC
Molecule: messenger RNA, 1227 nt
Organism: Gryllus bimaculatus (two-spotted cricket)
Lineage: Eukaryota; Metazoa; Arthropoda; Insecta; Orthoptera; Gryllidae
Source: the annotation of a GenBank genome assembly